AUGGCCGCCAUCGUGCUUGAUGAUCCUAUGCAACCUCCGCCUGGUCCGAUCACAGUCAAACAAGCUCUAGAUGACCUGCAAGUAACGCUCAACCAAAUCCGGCGCAAGCUCAGAACCCUGAUUGAUUGGUACAUUUUCCCCGACAUUGUGCCCAACUCAAUCAAAGCCUACGACCCGCGCCUUCAGAUACUACAAUUACGAUUGAGAUCGCUCUCAACGGUCGACUUUCAGCAGUUGCCCUAUAUAAUCGAUGGCUCUGACACAGUCGCAGCUCAGUACCUGGGCGAACUCGUCGAGCAAAUGCAGCAUUCGGUGCGCGGGAUCCAGACGAUCUUCGUCGAGCACUACGACCGCGACCUACUCGAUCGUCGCCCCUUUGCCAUGGUCUGGGAUACGCUGCUCUACCGACACGACCAAAUCAGACAACUCCCGGCUCUCAAUCCAAGCAACCCCAGCCGGCGGAUGCCAGAAGACAUGCGCCCAGCCGGGCUGGGCAACUUCUGCCCCGGCGCGCUGGGCAUCAGUAACCGGCGAGACAGGGGUCGAAUUUCGUUUGUGGAGAAGAAAGAACUCAACGAGGACAACCGGCGCAAAUUGAAGGCCUUCGGCGGCGCGUACCUCAAUUGGCAAUGCCCGGACUGCGCGUAUAAAGUACGCUAUCAUGUCACGAACAGCACGACAUCCAACAUACAUACCACAGAUGAGGUGCGCGAGCAUCCCGAUCUGCUCAUCCAGUACCGCAGCUCGUUUCUGGCCAAGUGUCACUUAUUCCUUCCACGGGCCGAGAAGGUCUCGAUAUCAUCGAACGGGUCAUCCACGGCUAGGCGAGAAAGCCACGCUCACAUCAAAUACGGCUGUAUUUUCUGCUUUGCAACGGGGGAGGAGCUCGUGCGCGACUACACGGCUUUUACCACGGCGCGGGAUUUCGCCGAGCACAUUGCACACGAGCAUAGGAAUCCACUACCACCGAGUUUGCUAAUCCAUCGUUUUUCAGUUGCCGCUGAAGGAAAGACUGUGAUUGGAGGACGGUGGGAUUUGAAUUUCUUAUGA
Cladophialophora yegresii CBS 114405 is the source of this 1050-nucleotide messenger RNA. RefSeq lists its product as uncharacterized. The record is from RefSeq and is a predicted model, not a curated record. Lineage: Eukaryota; Fungi; Ascomycota; Eurotiomycetes; Chaetothyriales; Herpotrichiellaceae. The transcript has a single exon. The coding region runs from base 1 to 1050 and encodes 349 amino acids.